This is a messenger RNA of Staurois parvus, 320 nucleotides long. The record is from the annotation of a GenBank genome assembly. Lineage: Eukaryota; Metazoa; Chordata; Amphibia; Anura; Ranidae.
AUGGUCAGUGUGGCCCCAGAAGUGCCACCUGUCAGUGUCCAUCAGUGCCAGCAGUCAGUGCUCAUUAGUGCCACUUGCCAGUGCCCAUCAGUGCCACAUAUCAGAGCAUACCAGUGCACAACAAUGCCACAUAUCAGUGCCCAUCUGAGCUGCCUUUCAAUGUCACCCAUCAGUGCCAGUCAGUGCCACCUAUCAAUGCCAAUCAGUGCCACCUAUCAGUGCCAGUCUAUUCAGUGCCAGUAAGUGCUGCCUAAAAGUGCCAGCCAGUGCCGCCUAUCAGUGCCAGUCAGUGCUGCCUAUCAGUGCCACCUAUCAGUGCC